Molecule: messenger RNA, 6663 nt
Organism: Pan troglodytes (chimpanzee)
Lineage: Eukaryota; Metazoa; Chordata; Mammalia; Primates; Hominidae
Gene: SLC30A10
Product: solute carrier family 30 member 10
Exons: 4
Coding region: 1087-2355 (422 amino acids)
Biological process (GO): detoxification of zinc ion; intracellular zinc ion homeostasis; manganese ion transport
Cellular component (GO): membrane
Molecular function (GO): zinc ion transmembrane transporter activity
Source: RefSeq, a predicted model, not a curated record
GAAGAGUCCAUGUUUCAGUUUGAGUCUGAAGGCAGGAAAAAACAAACGUCCCAGGCUGAAGGCAGUCAGGCAGGAAGAGCUACCUCUUAUUCAGCAUUUUUGUUCUACUCAGACUUCAACUGAUUGGAGGAGGCCCACCCACAUUAGUGAGGGCAAUCUCCUUCAUUCACUCUGCUGAUCCAACUGUUAAUUUCAUCCAGAAACACACUCACAGACAAAGCCAGAAAGUCUUGCAUGUCAUUGGCCAAAUGACCAGUCAAGUUGACAUACAAAAUUAACAUCACAUUUGGGAGGAAAAGAGAUUGUAAUAUCACUCUGUGUUUCUUUAAAAGAUUGACAGUCGUCAGGCUGCUCACAAUAGAGGCCACUGCUGUUUCAGUCAUUUUGGAACUGAUAGGUCUCUAAGGGCUAUGAGUGUUUGACAGAUAAUAUUUUUAAAAAAUAAAAACAAAAACUUCCUUGCAUCAGUGAAAUCAUUAUUACCUGUCUGUCUUCCUGGAAACUAACUGGAAUUAUGUCUUCAGCUCUUCCAGUUUAAAGGUUUCCUGAAUAUGAGGAAUAUUUCUUUUGUCUUAUAGAGAAUGUUUGGAAGUAGGGUGACCCCUCGAAUAUUCCCUACUUCACACAGUAAAUGACAUUCAGAACUGCACACCAGGUGGACAAGAUGUAAUUGCUUAUGUCAAAUGACUUGCUUCACCUGAGCUGUUGCUGCACACACGGAGCAUGGAAGCUGGAAAGGCCACCGCCACUGAUGAGCUUCUACAUGACUCAAGGACACAAAAGCUCUUGACGUCUGUAAUUAAACACACACAUGCACAAACAAAACAGUCUCUCAAGUCCAUAUCUGAAGCCAGUGUCUUGUAUUUCCAUAAAUCCUGGCUCACGUGACAUCUCUUGCUUAAUUGCCCUUUAAACUGUUUUAUGGCUUUAUAGCAACCUAUAAAAGGUGAUUUCCAAAUAUGACAAGCGCCGGAGGGCUGAAGGGAAGAGUUACCCAGGAGUUGUAACCACUGAAUCUAUAGCUGCUUCCCUAGCAGCUCAGCCUUCCCAAGAAAGGGAGAGGAACUGCCAGGGCACCGAGCCGCCAUGGGGCGAUACUCCGGAAGAAGCUUCCGUUUAAUCCUCAUGUGCGUCGUUAGCAUCCUCCUCUUUGUGAUGGAACUAGUGAUCGCUUACGUUGGCAACUCCCUCUCCUUGGCCUCCGAUGCUUUUGCCGUCCUUUCCCACUUUGUGUCCAUGAUCAUAGGUUUUUUUGGUGUAAGGGCCAGUAACAUAAAACAGCACAAGAAGAGCACUUACGGCUUUCUUCGGGCAGAUGUUGUGGGAGCAUUUGGGAACACCAUUUUUGCGGUGGCACUGAUGUUCAGCAUCCUGGUUGAAGCCAUCAAAAGGUACAUCAAUCCCCAGAAGACAGAGGAGCCGAUACUGGUUCUCAGUGCUGGAAUUAUCGGUCUGUUCUUCAAUGUUCUUAACUAUGUCAUCUUCUUGGACUGCUGUUACUGCGCAGCACCCAAGCCCCAGGGAGACAUGGAAGCAGGUGAUUCCUUCAACACCCAGAAUGAGCCAGAAGAGAUGAUGAAAAAAGAGAAAAAGUCUGAAGCUCUGAAUAUCAGAGGUGUACUUUUGCAUGUGAUGGGAGAUGCCCUGGGGUCCGUGGUUGUGGUCAUCACGGCCAUCAUAUUCUAUGUGCUUCCCCUGAAGAGUGAGGACCCGUGUAACUGGCAGUGUUACAUUGACCCCAGCCUGACUGUCCUCAUGGUCAUCAUCAUUUUGUCAUCUGCCUUCCCGCUUAUCAAGGAGACCGCUGCCAUUCUGCUACAGAUGGUCCCAAAAGGAGUCAACAUGGAAGAGCUGAUGAGUAAACUCUCUGCUGUGCCUGGAAUUAGCAGUGUACAUGAAGUGCACAUCUGGGAACUUGUAAGUGGAAAGAUUAUUGCCACCCUGCACAUCAAGUAUCCUAAGGACAGGGGAUAUCAAGAUGCCAGCACAAAAAUUCGAGAAAUCUUCCACCGUGCGGGAAUCCACAAUGUGACCAUCCAGUUUGAAAAUGUGGACUUGAAGGAAUCCCUGGAGCAGAAGGACUUACUGUUGCUCUGCAACUCACCCUGCAUCUCCAAGGGCUGUGCUAAGCAGCUGUGUUGUCCCCCCGGGGCACUGCCUCUGGCCCACGUCAAUGGCUGUGCUGAGCACAAUGGUGGGCCCUCUCUAGACACAUACGGAAGUGAUGGCCUCAGUAGAAGAGACGCAAGAGAAGUGGCUAUUGAAGUGUCUUUGGAUGGCUGUCUGAGUGACCACGGACAAAGUCUUAACAAAACUCAGGAGGACCAAUGUUAUGUCAACAGCACGCAUUUUUAAUCUGGUACUCACAUAAUCAGACCAUAUAGACGAGGCACUUUGGAACCACAAGCUUGGCUCACAAAAAGAGCUUUCUGGGUUGUAGGCCCAGACUAGACUUGCAGCGUGCAUGCUCUGUGUUCACUAGGGGUUGGCUGUUUGGGAUUUUAGUUAAACGUGUCUGUGAAUUUUUAUGUAACUAACUCCUUUCCAUUCCCCUGGGUGUCUCAUGCUGCUCUUUGACUGUUUCAGCUUGAACAUGCAUUUUCUAAAGCAAACUGCACUAGUGUAUAUAUCAGGGACAUUAAAGUCUGGGACUGGGGCUCAAUAGCUGCGGAUACAGUGUUCAAAGAAGUUCUUGUUUCUAAACUGAUUAGAACUUCUAGCUAAUGCUCAGGUGAGAUCAUAGCUUAAAUACAUUGAAAAAACUAAAGUACCACAAUAGCUGUAUUUUUCCCAAUCCCCUUAACGAUCAUAAAAGAGGCAAGUUAAGUAUUUCUGGCACUGAAGAAAUAUCUUUUUUCUUUGAUACAUUUUUGAAUAAAUAUAAAAUGAAUAACUAUUAAGGUAGAAAAUAUUCUCAGAACAUUCUAGAGGAGGUAAAGGUUAGUAGGAGGGCGUUGGCCAUCUCUACAUUUUGUGAGGUGAGAGAAAACUAAUGUUUACUUUCUGCUGUGAACUGAACUGCAGCUAUAGGAUGUUUCAAAUGCUUAAAUAUAUAAUACAUUUUUUUCCAUGGAAGUGAGGGAAUAUUUCAGCUUCCUUAAGUAUGACACAAAUACUCAUAUACUGUCUUUUAGAGUCAGUAUAGUUGGAGCUGUUUUCAUUUAGUGCUUUGAUAAUGAUUUACUUAUUUUUCCAAAUUUCCUUUGACUUUUCUUUCAUACGAUUGCAUUGAUCUAUGCAGCAUUUACCAGAAAAGAGUAUUCCUGGGAUAGCAGAAUGCAUAACACUGAGUGUUAAUUCUUGCGAAAUAAAUAAGCUAGACUGCCUUCUCUUUAAUUAGAUAUUUUUAAAGUAUUUAUUAUAGUUGUCAACUAGUAACUCAAUGAAAAAGUUGAUGCCCAAGGGAGAAAUGAGAAUUAGCUUAAUUGCUGCCUUUAAUGUGUUUUUGAGGAACUUAAAAUUUUCUUUCAUGUCUCUGAUCCAUAUUACCAAGUUCAAAUAAAAUUUUUAUAAUCGGAUUCAGACCCAUAACCAAACUAUGUUGGUAGUAGAGAAGCAUCUGUCAUGUAUUUAACACAUUGCUCAGACAUCAGUAUUUAAAUCAGAACAGUCUCACAGGUAUGAGAAAAUGGGAAGUGCCUCACUAGACAACUAGUAUCAUCUCUGGUAGACUGCAAGGUUGUCUGAAAAUAACCAUCUCUUAGUGUGUAAAGUCCUGUUCAGAAUCUGCACAGGAUUUUUCAGAAGUGCUGGGUUGAUAAUGAAGGCACCAUCCACAGUUUUUUAGAACAAACAUCAUAUUUAAACAAUAUAUCUUAGUCCUAAAUUUGAAGGCUAAAAUAAAUAAGCAGCUAUGAUCCGUAGGAUAGGAAAUUAUUAUUUUUUUCUUUUUUUGUAGAGACAGGGUCUCGCUAUGUUGCCCAGCUGGCCUUGAACUCCUAGCCUCAAGUGAUUCUCCCGCCUUGGCCUCCCAAAGCACUGGGAGAACAGGCAUGAGCCACUGCACCUGGCCAGGAAAUUCUUUAUUCCUUGAAAAUGUAUUAUCUGAGUUUAAAUUGGCUGUGAAGUAGGUAAAUAGAAAAAUGCCUAAAAAUGUUUUUAUUUCUAGGAGCUUAUUGGGCUAGGUUAUAUGCACUUUAUAAGCUCAAAGGGGUUAAUAAGUAAGAAUUUCUAUUUUUAGUAUUAAAAGUGUGGCAUGUACUCACACAAAACAGUGCAUCCUUUUAAGAAACUCAGCAUGGAGAUCAGUGGGCCAGAUUCUCCUACAUAAACAUUGGUUGAAAUUCCUUAGAGCCAAAAAAGAAAUUUUUCUCUGACUUCCAAAUUUGAAGGUCUAAUUUGAUUUCACAUCAUUCUGCCUUUAUUAAAAGGGAAAAUUAUAAUUUUACAGUUUUUGUGCAACUGGCUGAAGGAAUGGAUAUUAGUUUGCAUUUAAACACUGUUCUUUAAUCUCUAAAAUAUUUUUCUGGGUAAGAAAAGGCACUUAAUUCCACUGUAAUUAAACCUAACUUCAGAAAAGUAUCUUGAUAGACAGUUAUACCAGAUUAUGGCCUGGAGUCAAUAUGAAAUAAUACCUUUUUAAGACAGUUUGGCUGACUGCAUUUAAUAAUGUCCAAUCAUGCUAAGUGCAAUAAUUUUGUAUUGGGUUGAGUGGCUUGCAUUUGCCACCUGUGGCACGUGAUGCCUGCAGUAUGCUAUUUUCACUUGGGUUUCACUCUCUCUUUAAUUGUCCUGCCUUUUAAUUAUCCCAAGGAAAUACAAGAGUUUUCUUUUUCCCUUUAAAUCAGCCCUGCUUGGUGGCAGUAGCAGCUGAUAAAUAGAUUUAAAACAGCACUGUUUUCCUUUAAGAUUAGAAAAACACUGGCACUCAGUUUGGUGCUCCUGUAUACUUAGGUUAUUUACAGAAAAUCCCCUCCUCCCCGCCUUUUUUUAAAGAACUGACAUAAUUUUUUGUUUUUGUUUGUUUGUUUUUUUGAGACGGAGUCUUGCUCUGUCGCCCAGGCUGGAGUGCAGUGGUGCUAUCUCAGCUCACUGCAAGCUCUGCCUCCUGGGUUCACCCCAUUCUCCUGCCUCAGCCUCCCGAGUAGCUGGGAUUACAGGUGCUCGCCACCACGCCCGGCUAAUUUUUUGUAUUUUUAGUAGAGACCGGGUUUCACCAUGUUAGCCAGGAUGGUCUCGAUCUCCUGACCUCGUGAUCCGCCCACCUUGGCGUCCCAAAGUGCUGGGAUUACAGGCGUAAGCCACUGCGCCCAGCCAGAACUGACAUAAUUUUUAAGUCUACGGCAUAUUUUGUGUGUCAGCUCAGGGACCAGUUGUCCUGUGUGCUAACCUAGCCUUCUACACGGCCCUACUGCACUUCUGUUUCUAUAGAAACAGUCCUUUCCACAUUAUUUUAGCAUUGGCCAUAGGAAAUACUGUGUGCUUCAUUUUCUGAAUCUCAACAUUGUUUUUGAAAAUAUAAUUAAUUUUUUUCAUGAUAUUGGGCCAUUAUGAAUACCUACAGGCUCCAUUGUUGACAGAAAAUAAAAUUACUCUCUUCUUGAUAAAAUAUCAAUAAAGUAGGGAGACAUUAUUUGAGGAAGAAUUAAGAAUAUUCUCCAUAUUUAGUUCUUUUUUUUUUUCUUUUUUUUUUUUUUUUUGCCAUUGGCAGAGCAAAUUCCAGUGGUGGUAAAUCAAGAAGUCUAAAGUUCAGUAGAGAGAGGUGUUUUGAAUGUCAAGGAAAUCACUGAGGUAGAUUUGGGAUUACAAUAAGACAGCUGCCCUGUGAGAUCAUAAGAGCUUUUGUGAGGCUUACUCCAGGGGUUCUCAGUCUUGGCAUUACUGACAUUUUGAAUUGGAUGUGUUCUUGCUCCUGAUGUGUGGGUUGUGUAUUGUAGGAUGUUUAGCAGCACCCCUGACCGCUAUGCAUAAGUGCCGGUACUGUCCCCCCAAGUUGUGACAACCAAUGUCUCCAGACAUUGCCACAUAUAACCUGGGAAAAAAAAUUGCCCCAAGUUCUGAGCCACUGGGUAGAACUAAGGAUAGUUUAGGGACAAUGUUAAUGAAAGCCUCUCCAAAGUCCCAUAGUCUUUUUAAUAAUUAAUUCUGCAGAAUUUGCUCUUUAAAAACAUAUUUUUAAAGGCAAGACCAGCCUAUUCAUAAAAAUUGCAGUUGUUUCCACAUAAGAACUUUGGAUAUUUAAAGAAAAAUGUAAUUUGAAAUGAAAAGCCCUUAUAAAUCCCUUUAUACUUAUCAGUCAUUAUAACAGUAAAUGAAAUGAAGAAAAAGCAUUUGGUGUCACUCUUCUGUGCUGAUCUCUUUAACUCCUGAAUAUCCUCAAUUUGAUGAGCCCACUAUCAAAUGAGACUGGAUAGUUAUCAGCACAAUUGAUUCAUGGGGUUGAGAUGUUUAAAUCUCCUUCAUAUUUAAAAUGAUCGAUUUUAAACUUGAUGAUGUUAAUUCUUCUUAGUUCCUGGUAAGCAGCUCAUCUUAGUGCUAAUGACAAGUUCAGAUGUUAAAAAAAUCUUUAUCAUUUAUGGCUAAUUUUAUCCUUUGCCAAAUCAUAUCUAUUUUCUUCAAGAGAGCAAAAUACAUUUCCUGAUUUCAAAGUAUUCUGUUUUUAAAUAUAUCUUCACAUUCCUGUAGUAAAAGACUGCAAAAAAAAAAAAAAAAAAAAAAAACAAA